Messenger RNA from Rotaria sordida, 426 nucleotides. The record is from the annotation of a GenBank genome assembly. Lineage: Eukaryota; Metazoa; Rotifera; Eurotatoria; Philodinida; Philodinidae.
AUGGUGGCAGCGAAUGAAACAUCUGUUCAAAACAAUAUUGAACAAAAUUCUUCAUCAAAUAGUAAUACAUUAAAUCAAUCAUUUUAUUUUCCAUCAUCAUUUGAUUUUAAUAGCUCAUCAAAUCCUAGUCAGUAUCAUACAACUGAUAAUAAUAAUUAUGAUUAUCAAUUAUUACCUGACGUUUCGUCAUCUUACUUGAUCGAUCCAUAUUUUCAUAUGUUUAUAGAUAAUUAUCCAAUUGAUCCAUAUACAACUCAAACAACAUAUAAUUCAACAUCAAUGGAUUAUUCAUCGUCGACAUAUAUUUCAACAACAACACCACCAACAACAACAGAUUCACAUCAACAUCUUCGUCCCAUGUAUACGAGUACAAAUGUGUGGGUGUGGGUGGGUGGGUAUGGAUGUGGAUGGGGUGUGGGUGGGUGG